This is a messenger RNA of Caenorhabditis remanei, 1077 nucleotides long. RefSeq lists its product as uncharacterized. Bases 1 to 1077 code for a protein of 358 amino acids. NCBI's taxonomy places the organism in Eukaryota, Metazoa, Nematoda, Chromadorea, Rhabditida, Rhabditidae. The transcript has a single exon. The record is from RefSeq and is a predicted model, not a curated record.
AUGUCAAAUGAUAUUAUGCCUGAUUCAUUAUGCACUAAUCUAACGGAACCCCUAUCAAAGAGUGUAACCAAAGUGCAAACACUUCCAAAUAUCAGCGCAUGGAAUGAUUCAAAUGCUCUUCUCAGAGACUUCCUCUCGAUGUUCUUCACCAAAAAAGCCUCAUUCUUUGGGGUGAAACAUCGUUUACCAGAUCGUAAAAGAGUCUCCAUUUUGACUCCAAACGAUAUUUUGCUGAUUUAUGAAACGAAUUGUACUGGAUAUUCGUUCGACGUUUCAGAAGCGGUGAGAAUGGAUUCGUUGUGUUAUCGAAAGGAUAAACAGCAGCUUGACGAGAAGACGUGCACUAUCACAUUGAAAUAUAAGUUUGGAUAUGUGAAUCUCGUUUUGAAGAAACAUCAGAUUCCAGUUUGGAGGCAAACUCUUUUUGCAAUAUUUGAAGAAGAGUCAUUCAAUGAAAACAUUGUCAACAAUCUAUCGCUGUAUACUGCCAGAGAUGAAGACAUUGAUGAUGCUUUACUAACCAAUCGUUCCCAUUUGGAUUACACUAACUCAGUUUCCGUGAUCAGUUUGAAAUCAUCACAUGGAUUCAUGAAUCUAACUCGAUCAGAAGCAGACUUCACUGUCGACAGCACUCAAAUUGAGAAUUCUUCUCUGAAAACUAAUUCAAAUCGUUCUUCUACUUGUCUUCCACUAACAAUGCGUAGCAACAUUUCAACUCCUUCCCUUUGUUCCAAUACUUCUAAAACGGCCUCGGUAGAUAAUAACGCCAAUAAAAACAUGAUAUCUUCUGUGAUUUUCAGUUCAAUUCGUCAAGGAUCGCAUGCAGUUUCAUAUCUCGCAAAAAAGUUUGAAGCAAAACUGGGAAUCGGAAGAAAGACUGAGCAGAAAACAAAAGAGCAACCAUCAGCAUCAUCUCCAUUGGAAAUUUUAUUUCCACCGCCUCCAUCAAAUCAACAAAAAACAGAUGAAUUCGAAAUUCAGACUGAUGAGAAACCGAGAAGAAUGUCGAUUCUCAGUUCUAUUUUGUCAAAGAAAACCAUGAAACACCCAGAGGAAAUUAAAACUGAACUUGUAUAA